Sphaeramia orbicularis (orbiculate cardinalfish) is the source of this 2934-nucleotide messenger RNA. It is a transcript of the gene loxl5a, whose product is annotated as lysyl oxidase-like 5a. Gene Ontology annotation, biological process: collagen fibril organization; peptidyl-lysine oxidation. The record is from RefSeq and is a predicted model, not a curated record. The coding region runs from base 805 to 2451 and encodes 548 amino acids. Gene Ontology annotation, molecular function: copper ion binding; protein-lysine 6-oxidase activity. The transcript has 8 exons. Lineage: Eukaryota; Metazoa; Chordata; Actinopteri; Kurtiformes; Apogonidae.
AGUACAGAGGUUGUAGUGGUGGUGUGGGUCCACUGCCAUCAUGCGGUGGUAAGACCCAUUGUACAAGGACUUAAAGAGCAGACACUACAUCUGCACAGCCGUUUGUCAAAUAAAUGUCCUCUCAUAAAACCGCUCAAGUGGACUAAUUAUCCUGACUUUUAAUCAGCCUAUGUGGAAUCUACAACUCAGAUAAGUGGGACAUUUUUGAUCAUCUGGAAAUAUCUCAUUCUGUGCUGCUCCAGCUUGAGAUAAUUGUAUUUAUUUAAUAUAGAUUUGAAAUAAAUGAGAAAAGAGAAGAGCACUCCGAAGUUUCCUUACUUUUUAAUCGCAGCAUGGACGUUCUGGGCCGCACUUUCUUUGUUCUCAUGAUUCUUACAGUUUUUAACAUGGACUUCAAAUCCCAUGGCACACUAAACAAAUCUAGUGUUGUUUCUUGAACUGUUUGUUCUCUUUUAUGACACUGGCUUUUUGUUAGGUUUUAAACAUAGCAAUGAAUAGACGUAAUGAGAAAAGGUCAGUAUCAUCAACAGCUUACAGAGACAGAAGACUACAACGUUAUGAUUGCGCAAAAAGUGCGCAAUCCCUUCCAUCCCGUGCGUUACUAUGCCGACAGCAGCGCACACACCAGACACUUGAGGACGUCCAAACCAAACUCUGGUGGUGCUGUGCGCUGCUGCGUAACUGUGACAGAUGUGUACAAGACACUACCUCACCAGAUGUCAAACUCAGAUGUUGGAAGUUGGUGUCUCAGAGCUGGAGCUCUUCAGAUAGACAGAGACACGAGAGACACACUCAUUUACAGCCAUGGAGAAGUUUGCAUUUUUAUUCAUUUACUUGGUCGAUAUUCUGAUGUGUUUGGGAACUGCUCAGCACCAUUUACGCGCACACGUGGGACCGUGGAGACAAAGGUUCCAGUGGGAAAAUAACGGCCGUGUGUACAGUUUGUUGAGCACCGGGACCCAGUAUCGGCCACCGGCACAGAGCAGAAGGAGCACGCAGGUUUUCCUCACAACGAAGAACGGGUUUAAUCAACCUGUUGCAUCCACCACAGUCAGACCUGGGGACUCCACAGACAUGGCACUGGGUCACGCGCAGCAAAACCAGCAAAUGGACACCUCGGUUCUUGGUGCAGAUGCGGGUCAGUAUCUGCUGGCGGGACACAGUCAGUCCUCACCGCGGAUCAUAAACACAAGGGAGACUGUGUUUGGAUACCGUUCACGCGGGCCACCAUCCAACCGCAGCGCUCCUGCCUUCAGCUCCAUCCAGGAGUUCUCCGGCAGCGGAGUUCCACGGGGAGGCCGGAGCACUCCUGGGGAGGACGCACCGCAGGCCACCUUGGCACCUGUACGAGCGCCGGACUUUACGCCCAGCAGACCAAGAUCAGAGAGCAUGGGGUCAACAACUACCCGGACAUGGGCCACUCCUUUAUGGGCUGAUAACGGGUGGAACGGACGCCGCAUCCCCCACCAGACUAGUUUAUCCGCAGACGUCCGGAGCGCACACGGAGCGCGGCCACUCAGUGUCUCCCCCACUGCGCCGUCCGGUAACGCCGUGGAAAUACACUUCCCACGACCCAGAGUUGACACAGCACAGGCUCCAGACACAGGUGACCCACGAGACCCACACAGCAUUCAUCACAGGAACUCAGUUUACUAUGACGUUUACCCACCGGACCGCAGGAACCGGCAGCCUGCGCGGCCUCCACCGGGAACAGGCUUCGGCACCAGGUUCUUUCAUAACGGUCUCCCAGACUUGGUUCCAGACCCCUACUACAUCCAAGCUGCCUCCUACAUACAGAAAGUACAGAUGUAUGCACUUCGCUGUGCUGCUGAAGAAAACUGCCUUUCCAGGAUGUGUGCUGGCCUCACUCCCAUUUGGAAGCUCCAGUGGAAUGACAGACUGAAACCUGGGAGCCGAAUGAACUCCUCUUCUCUGAUGUCUGCAUACCAUCCAAGUGUGAGUGACCUGGAGUACAGAGUCCUACUGCGAUUCCCACAGCGAGUGAAGAACCAGGGAACGGCUGAUUUCCUGCCAGUGAAGCCCAGACAUGAGUGGGAAUGGCACAGCUGUCACCAGCACUAUCACAGCAUGGAGGCUUUUAGUAACUAUGACUUGCUGGAUGUCUCCACUGGACAGAAGGUGGCUGAAGGACACAAGGCCAGUUUCUGCCUGGAGGACACGUCAUGUGACCCGGGGAUCCGACGCCGCUUUGCCUGUACAGCUCACACACAGGGGCUUGGACCUGGUUGCUAUGAUACAUAUCAUGCCAACAUCGACUGCCAGUGGAUUGACAUCACUGACAUACCACCAGGAAACUACAUUCUUAAGGUGAUGGUGAACCCCUCCCAGCUGGUUCAGGAGUCUGAUUUCUCCAACAAUGAGGUUCGGUGCAACAUCAGAUACACAGGAAGCUAUAUACAAGCCACAAACUGCAGGAUCACCAGAAGCUGACACAACUGAAGGGACAACUUUUCCACCACACACAUGGGUUUAAUGCCUUCCUGUUGUUUGCUUCUAUCCUGAAAUAGACUGGAUUAUUUAUAACAAAUGUAGCUGAAGGCAGACUGGCUGUGUUUUCAUGUAAAUUAUUAUAUUUUUUAUAUUCUUUAUUUGUGGCUUUUUCAGCAUGUACCUUGAGUUGUAUGUACGCAGUGUGUCUUAGGAAAAGUAUGAUACAUAUGUAAAUUCUUUCUCUGAUUUGAGUCAAACUAUGUGGCUGAACGGUUCCUGGAGAGAAAGUGGUGCUCUUCCUGUAUUCAAAUUUUGUCUCUGCAGAUUAAAGUGUCUCUGUUUCCAGUGUACAGAUAUACACAAGUUUUGGCAGUGACACAAAUUUUGUUUUUGCAAGCUUUGUUGCGUCAAUGUUUUAAGAUUUUUUUUUAAUCAUAUGUUUCUGUGGUACAUUGAAUAAUAAUUAUAAUUAUCUUAUUGGCA